Molecule: messenger RNA, 525 nt
Organism: Capsicum annuum
Lineage: Eukaryota; Viridiplantae; Streptophyta; Magnoliopsida; Solanales; Solanaceae
Product: agamous-like MADS-box protein AGL62
Exons: 1
Coding region: 1-525 (174 amino acids)
Biological process (GO): regulation of transcription by RNA polymerase II
Molecular function (GO): DNA-binding transcription factor activity, RNA polymerase II-specific; protein dimerization activity; RNA polymerase II cis-regulatory region sequence-specific DNA binding
Source: RefSeq, a predicted model, not a curated record
AUGGAGGAUAAGAAAGGUAAAGGACGUCGAAAGAUACCAAUGAAAAAAAUAGAAAACCAAGCUGACCUAUAUGCUAGCUUCUCCAAGCGUCGCUCAGGUUUAUAUAAAAAGGCUAGAGAACUUGUUAGAGAAUGUGAUGUUGAUAUCGGAACGAUAAUCCUUUCCCCUACUGGUAAGCCUCACUCGUUUUUUCACCCUACAGUUGAUGCAAUCAUUUCUCGUUUUCAGAAUCCUGAUAUACAAUUAAGUAUAAGUACUCAGCUUGUCGCGGCUCAUGCUCGACAUAGAGUGAAUGAACUCAAUAACAGGCUUGAAGAACUUGAUACCAUAAAAAAUGCUUCAGUUUUUCAAAAAAAUGUCUAUGAUGAAGUGAUGGAAACUAGGCAGAAAAGUCGGUGGGAGUCUGUUGAGGAGCUUAGUGAAGAGGAAUUGACCAAGUUUGAAGCUUGGUUAAACACUGUUGGUUCUGAUUUGCAAAAUCGUUUGAAUCAAUUGGAAAAUGGAGCUUCAUCCUCACAGGGAUGA